AUAUCUACACAGUGAAAGGAAAUGACAAUGGAGCACCUUGUGUAUUCCCUUUUAAGUAUGGUGGUAAAUGGUAUGCAGAUUGCACAGAUGCUGGCAGAUCAGAUGGCUGGUUCUGGUGUGGAACCACUUCAGACUAUGAUGUUGACAGGAAGUAUGGGUUUUGCCCAUUGAAAUUUAAUAAUGUUGACUCAUUGUGGAAUACGGAUACUUUAACCAAUGUCCAGUACCAAAUAAACGCUGAAUCAGCUCUGAAAUGGCACCAGGCAAGAAAAAGUUGUCAGCAACAGAAGGCAGAGUUAUUAAGCAUCACAGAAUUACAUGAACAGACAUACCUGGCAGGUUUGACUGGCAGAUUGAGUUCUUCUCUCUGGUUUGGUCUUAACAGUUUGGAUUUCAACAGUGGAUGGCAAUGGGUUGGUGGUGCUCCUUUUCGAUACUUAAACUGGGUUCCAGGCUCUCCUUCUCCUGAACCUGGAAAAAUGUGUGGUGCAUUGAAUCCUGGCAAAGGUGCAAAGUGGGAGAACCGGGAAUGUGAACAGAGGCUUGGCUAUAUUUGUAAACGAGGAAAUGCUACUUUAGGAUCUUUCAUUAUUCCUACAGAGACUAAUGUGCCUAUUAAGUGUCCUGAUCAAUGGAUCUCAUAUGCUGGUCACUGUUACAUAAUUCAUAGGGACCCCAAAAUAUGGAAAGAUGCCUUAACAUCUUGCAGGAAGGAGGAUGGAGAUCUGGCAAGCAUCCAUAAUGUUGAAGAAUACAGCUUUGUUAUUUCUCAGCUUGGGUACCAACCAGCUGAUGAGCUAUGGAUUGGGUUGAAUGACCUCAAGGUUCAGAUGUAUUUUGAAUGGAGUGAUGGGACACCUGUCACCUACACCAAGUGGCUUCGUGGAGAACCCACUCAUGCAAACAACAGGCAAGAGGACUGUGUGGUUAUGAAGGGAAAG
This is a messenger RNA of Acanthisitta chloris (rifleman), 941 nucleotides long. Its product is annotated as macrophage mannose receptor 1-like. The annotation marks the transcript as partial. Gene Ontology annotation, biological process: receptor-mediated endocytosis. The transcript has 6 exons. Gene Ontology annotation, molecular function: signaling receptor activity. Lineage: Eukaryota; Metazoa; Chordata; Aves; Passeriformes; Acanthisittidae. Gene Ontology annotation, cellular component: plasma membrane. The record is from RefSeq and is a predicted model, not a curated record.